AUGUCUCCAGCUCACCACCUCCGCCUCGCUGUUGCGGUGCUCCUCGCUGCCGCCCUCCUGCUCUCCGCCGCCGUGCCGGCCGCCAGAGCGCAGGAAGAAACUAAGCAUGAGGAGUUCAGCUACAUCCCCAGCGACGAGCACGGGCCGGAGCACUGGGGCCACAUCAAGAAGGAGUGGGCGGCGUGCGGCACGGGGCGAAUGGAGUCCCCGAUCGACCUCUCCCACGAGCGCGUCUCGCUGGCGCGCUCCCUCGGCUACCUCAGCCACUCCUACCGUCCCGCGGAGGCCUCCAUCGUCAACCGCGGCCACGACAUCAUAGUGAGGUUCGAGGGCGACGCUGGGAGCCUUGUGAUCAACGGCACGGUGUACCACCUGAAGCAGCUGCACUGGCACUCGCCCGCCGAGCACACCGUCGACGGCUGCAGGUACGACAUGGAGCUGCACCUGGUGCACGAGAGCGCCGAGAACAAGGCAGCGGUGAUCGCCAUCCUCUACGAGGUCGGCCGCCACGACGACGCGUUCCUCCACCACCUGGAGCCCUUCAUCAGGCGGAUCGCCGGCGUGCGAGACCGGGAGGAGCGCGUCGGCGUGGUGGACCCCCGGCGCGCGCGCGGCAGGGCCAGCGUCUACUACCGCUACAUGGGCUCCCUCACCACGCCGCCCAGCACCGAGGGGGUCAUCUCGACCAUCGUCAAGAGGGUUCGCACCGUAUCCAAAUACCAGCUGGAGCUUCUGAGGGAAGCCGUGCACGACGACAACGCGAGGCCGCUUCUGGAGGCGAACAACAGAGACAUCAGCAUCUUCCGUCCUAAGCCCGAUAAUAGGGCCCGUUUCAAGCCUCAUAUUAGUGAUGUGUACAUAUGGGCUUGA
This is a messenger RNA of Miscanthus lutarioriparius, 870 nucleotides long. NCBI's taxonomy places the organism in Eukaryota, Viridiplantae, Streptophyta, Magnoliopsida, Poales, Poaceae. The record is from the annotation of a GenBank genome assembly.